CCACUCACCAUUUCAAUCUCCCACAUCACCACGAGCAUCACCAUGCCGUCCGAGAAGAAGCACCACAAGGCAGGCAAGAAGGGCCUCACGCCCGUCAAGGCCUACCUGUUCCUGUACAACGCCGUCUCCUUCGUGCUCUGGGGCCGGCUCCUAGUCCUGACAGUAUGGUUCAUCCUCACGCCGCGUUCGGCGCCGGCUCACUGGACCGUGUUCGGGCAGUCUGCGCGCGGGGAUGUCCCGUGGGCGUGGGUUGCCGCCUUGGCGGACCACCUGAGCGGCGCGUACGACUUCCACGGGCUGGGCGAGGCGACAAAGUGGACCCAGAGCCUCGCUGUGCUCGAGAUCUUCCAUGCUGCGUUCGGCCUCGUGCGGAGCCCGGUCGGCACGGUCGCGAGCCAGGUCUUCUCGCGGUUGUGGGCUGUCUGGGGCGUCGUCGAGAUGGUGCCGAGCACCCACGCCCACCCCCUCUUCGCCACCAUGCUCCUCGCGUGGAGCGUGACCGAGACGAUCCGGUACCCGUUCUACGCGCUCGCGCUCUUCGACAUCGAGGUGUACGCGCUCAACUGGCUGCGGUACAACACGUUUUUGGUGCUGUACCCGCUCGGCGCGAGCUCCGAGGCGUUUUUGGCGCUCUCGACUGUCCCGCCGCUCAGCUCGCUGCCCUACAUCCACUACUUCUUCGCGGCGCUGCACGCCAUCUGCCUCUCGCUCCCCGCGCCGGUGCUCAAGCAGAUCACGCACACCAAGGCCGGACGCCACUUCCUCUACUCGCUUGCCCGGGCCAAGGCCGCGCAGAAGACGCACGGCAUCACGUGGAGCCCGAUCCAGUUUGUCCGUCUCGUGCUCUUCGUCAUCUGGUGGCCUGCGCUUUACGUCCUCUACACUUACAUGCUCAAGCAGCGCCGCAAGUUCUUCGCCAAGAACAAGCAGGCCAAGCGCGUCGGCCAGGCCAACAAGGCCAACUAGGCGAUGUCUACAGCUCUUUGACGUCAGCCACUGCGCCACCCCUCCUUCAACCCCCGUGGCACAAAUCUAACCCCCUACUACCCCCUGCACCCCACCGGUGUUUAUGACAUGAAACUAUUCAUACACAUGUCGCAAGGGACGCGGCGGGCGGGCCGGCGGAGCACGCGGCACGGUCCUAUGACUGACAGCUACAGAGAGGGGUUACUUGGGUGACGGACUAGGGG
Vanrija pseudolonga is the source of this 1190-nucleotide messenger RNA. It is a transcript of the gene SPBC19C2.15c, whose product is annotated as putative very-long-chain (3R)-3-hydroxyacyl-CoA dehydratase. Bases 43 to 966 code for a protein of 307 amino acids. The transcript has 4 exons. Gene Ontology annotation, biological process: sphingolipid biosynthetic process; very long-chain fatty acid biosynthetic process; fatty acid elongation. Gene Ontology annotation, cellular component: endoplasmic reticulum membrane. Gene Ontology annotation, molecular function: 3-hydroxyacyl-CoA dehydratase activity. The record is from RefSeq and is a predicted model, not a curated record. Lineage: Eukaryota; Fungi; Basidiomycota; Tremellomycetes; Trichosporonales; Trichosporonaceae.